AUGGAGGCUCCUCAGGUCCAGCUGGUAGAAUACCAGGGAAACAAAUACCAUGUUGUCAAGGAGGGUCUGGCGAAGAUUCUCAACCCGCCUGCACAAGAGGCCGCCUCCAAGGGAACGAAGAAGGAUCUUAAAGGCGACGACCAAAUGCAAUCCGUCUUCUACAACCCAAUUCAACAAUUUAAUCGCGACCUCAGUGUGCUAGCCAUUCGCGCCCAUGGAGAACACAUAAUCGACCUGAAGAAGCAAAAAGCGGCCCAGAAGCAGAAGAAGCAGGCAGGCAACCGAGAAAAGAAACGGAAGCGUGAAGACGACCAGGCCGAGAAUUCCAGGCCCGCCCCGAAAAUAGAACAUAAGGAAAACACAGAGACGAACGAUCAGGAAGUCUCCGCUCCAGCUGUUGACCAAGAACCUCAAUCAGAAGCCCGACCAGAGCAACCCGCAGGUUCCUUCACUGUCCUUGAUGCUCUCUCUGCGACUGGACUGCGCGCUCUUCGCUAUGCCUCGGAGCUUCCAUUUGUCACAAAGGUCGUGGCUAAUGACCUGUCAAAGUCAGCAAUCGAGUCUAUGAAGAAAAACAUCGACUACAACAACCUUAAAACGAUUCAACCCAAUCUGGCCGAUGCUCGAGUUUACAUGUAUGGGCUUGACCCUGCGAGCAAGUUCGAUGUCAUUGAUUUGGAUCCAUAUGGCACAGCAUCUCCGUUCCUGGAUGCCGCAGUGCAAGCAGCCAAAGACGGUGGCCUUUUGUGUGUUACUUGCACCGAUGCCGGUGUCUGGGCCUCCACCGGCUACUCGGAAAAAGCAUUUUCUCUGUACGGUGGUAUCCCCGUCAAAGGCCUCCACUCCCACGAAGGUGGCCUGCGAUUGAUCUUGAACGCCAUUGCCAUGUCUGCAGCUAAAUAUGGAAUGGCUAUCGAGCCAUUAUUGUCUCUGUCCAUUGACUUUUACGCUCGGGUCUUUGUUCGGGUCUAUCAAUCUCCUGCACAGGUCAAAUUUACCGCGGGAAACACAAUGCUUGUUUACAAUUGCGAUGUUGGCUGUGGUGCAUGGUCAACACAGGCCAUCGGGUCUACCAGAUCCAAAUUGGACCGCAAGGGAAACCCCAUAUACCACCACGGCCUGGCUAAGGGGCCCACGGCCGGACCGUACUGCGAGCAUUGCGGCACAAGAACACAUCUUGCAGGACCCAUGUGGGGUGGUCCGCUACACAAUCCUGACUUUAUCCAGAAAAUCUUGGACAUGCUUCCAGGAGCUGAUCCUGAAACGUAUCAAACUUGUGCUCGGAUUGAGGGAAUGUUGACCACUGCCCUUGAAGAGGACCUGGACCUUACACCAUCCAACUCCGAGUCAUCCUCUCCCGAAAAGCCUGCGCCAGGCACAAAGAACCAGCAUGAUCCUGCAUACCCUGCCAUCAUUCCUCGAAUGGACGUUGCUGCUCGGGAAAAAUACCCUUUCUUCUUCUCACUCAGUGCUCUCUCAAAGGUUCUCCACGCAACCACUAUUCCAAUCGACAAUUUCCGCGGAGCUCUCAGCCAUCUCGGAUAUCGCUCCACUCGCAGCCACACCAAACCAAACUCAAUUCGCACUGAUGCGCCCUGGGAGGUUAUUUGGGAGAUCAUGCGCGAGUGGGUCCGUCAGAAAUCACCCAUCAAGGAGACAUCCUUGAAGCCCGGAACCGCCGGUGCUGCGAUCAUGGCCAAGGGCCGUGAGAACCUGCGCAAAUUGAGCGAUGAAGAUCAAUGGCUAUCUCUUCUCAAAAAGGACCUGCUGUCUGCCAUUGAGGCUGGCAGGGAUGUCAGUGACUUGGUCACCAAGGUUGAAGCCGCUCUCUACCGGUCCGGAUCGCGAGCCACCUGGCAACGUGCUCCUACUUCUGCAGAGAUUCGUCCCGAUGCCGACCCCCAGCCUGUACCGGAAGUGGUAAAGGAACCUGCAAAGCCCUCCAUGCGAGCUCACCCUAGUACCCUUGAGGUGGUGUUUGAUGAGGCUCUUGGCCGUCAGGUGUCUGCGGCGCAUACCAAGAAACGACUAGUGCGAUACCAGCUCAACCCUCGUGCUAACUGGGGUCCUCUCAAUCGUGCGGGGCGAUCAUGA
Molecule: messenger RNA, 2094 nt
Organism: Penicillium digitatum Pd1
Lineage: Eukaryota; Fungi; Ascomycota; Eurotiomycetes; Eurotiales; Aspergillaceae
Product: tRNA (guanine26-N2)-dimethyltransferase
Biological process (GO): tRNA N2-guanine methylation
Cellular component (GO): nucleus
Molecular function (GO): tRNA (guanine(10)-N2)-methyltransferase activity; RNA binding
Source: RefSeq, a predicted model, not a curated record